GAACAUAUUGGUUUUGGUGGAUGUCGUAGUGUGAACGAUUUUGAGAAAUUAAAUCGGAUUGGAGAGGGCACUUAUGGGAUUGUAUAUCGUGCAAGAGACACAAAAAACGAUCAGAUUGUUGCCUUAAAAAAGAUUCGCAUGAAUGUUCGAAGCGAAGGAGAAGGCAUUUCAACAUCGGCAUUACGUGAGAUGCAUUUACUGAUGAGAUUACGCCACAAUAAUAUUGUGCAUCUGAAGGAAGUAGCUGUUGUGUUUCAUGAUCUCGCUUCACUUCUUGAUACCAUGGCGGUACCGUUCACUGAACCUCAGCUCAAGUGCAUCUUCAUACAGCUACUUCAAGCGCUCUUAUACCUACAUAAUGCAAAUAUUGUACACAGAGAUUUAAAGGUUUCAAAUUUACUUCUUACCGAUGAUGGUUGUGUGAAAGUGGCUGAUUUUGGUUUAGCACGUAUGUAUGGCGAUCCAACUGAAGAAAUGACACCCAAAGUUGUAACGUUAUGGUACCGAAGUCCAGAACUAUUGCUCGGCUCGAAACAUCAAGGGCCAUAUGUAGACAUAUGGGCGUGUGGUUGCAUUCUUGGUGAACUUCUCUUGCACAGGCCAUUACUUCCUGGAAAAACUGAAUUAGAGCAGAUAAAUCUUAUAAUCGAAAUGUUAGGCACGCCGACGGAGAAAAUAUGGAAGGGAAUCAACGAGUUACCAGCACUUCGUGAUUUUAAUUUGCGGGUACAGCCGUAUAAUAAAUUGAAAGGUUUAUUCGAACGUUAUUCAUCGAGUUGUGUUCAGUUACUGAAUGCACUUUUCACUUACGAUCCACAUUUGCGUAUCUCCGCGCUGGCUGCGCUCAAUUCUAGGUAUCUUCAUGAAGCACCGUUACCAUGCGAUCCAUCAAUGAUGCCAUCGUUUCCACAGCAUCGCAAUCGUAAACGUAAACGUAUUGUUGAAUGA
Molecule: messenger RNA, 948 nt
Organism: Anisakis simplex (herring worm)
Lineage: Eukaryota; Metazoa; Nematoda; Chromadorea; Rhabditida; Anisakidae
Source: the annotation of a GenBank genome assembly